CCAAUUCGUUUGCACCAUAUACAGCUUUGUUCCUUUCCGAUUUGUAUUCAUCUCCAAUACGAUCUUAUCGUCAACGUACUGUAUAGAAAGAGAGUAAAAAUAGCAUUUUCUUUUCUAUUCUUGUUCGUAGCUAGUCAUGGCGUUUUCUUCAUACUUGAACUAAUCCAACUUUCCAGAAAUUUCUUCACAUUUCACGCCUUCAGAAAUGGACAUCUCUGUCGAGAUUCUCGACGUGGUUUUCUUCAUGGCUCUGCUAACGUGGGUUUUGGUCGACAUUGCGAGAGACAAGAGAAACAACAAUAUCAGAUCACAAACUUAUUAUAACGUUAGAAAUCACAGAUGUUUCUCUCUCUUCACGGUCAUUUCCAAUGCGGUAAUCUCAGUUUCAUAUCUGGGUUUUGCUUUUAUCGAGUAUUGGAAUCGAGGGGUUCUCAUUUGGAGAGCCUUGUUUUCGUCCACAACAUGGGUUUUAGCCACACUUGUUUCUUUUCACACAAAGAACAAAACUUGUUGCUCUCCUCUUGUUUUAAUCCUUUGGUGGGUUUUCUCAACGAUUCUCGGCUUGUUUUCUCUCUCUAUUUUCAUCAUUGCACACUUCAAACCCAGCCAUGUUAUACCGGACAUUCUCCCACGUGCAAACGUCAUUGAUUUGGCGUCGUUUCCUUUGUCUCUACUUCUCUGUCUCAACGCUCUUAGCCAUGUCAAGAACCAUAAUGAUGAUCAUAACAAUAUUAGUGAUUUUAAUGACCCAUUGCUUGAGAAAGAAGAAGAAGAAGAAGAAAAUGAUGGAAAUGGAGAUUUCAGUAAAGCUGGAAUUUGGAGUCAAGCAACAUUCCAAUGGCUGAAUCCGCUUUUCAAAAUAGGUAGAUCCCAAAAGCUCGAGUUGCCUCAUAUUCCUUGUGUUCCUCCCUCAGAAAGAUCAAAAAAUGCUUCCACGUUGUUGGAAGAUUCUCUUCGGAAGCAGAAAUUUGAAGAGCGUUCUUUAGCCAAAGCCAUUCUGCGUGCUGUAUGGAAGUCCCUGGCUAUAAAUGCUGUUUUUGCAGGACUAAACACUGCUGCAUCUUACACGGGUCCUUUACUAAUCACAAACUUUGUGAACUACUUGUUGGAAAAGCGCGAUAAUUCGAGCAUUCGGGAUGGACUAGUUCUGGCUUUUAUCUUCUUCUUUGCAAAGACAUGCGAGUCAUUGACUCAAAGACUCUGGUAUUUUGGUGCUCAUCGUAUCGGUGUUAGAGUAAGAGCUGCUCUUACUGUACAUAUUUAUAACAAGUCCAUAUCACUUAAGUACUCUGGCCCAAGCAAUGGCAAAAUCAUAAACUUAAUCAAUGUUGAUGUGGAGAGAAUUGGAGAUUGCUGCUGGUACAUCCAUGGAGUUUGGUUGCUCCCGUUCCAAGUGUUUUUAGCUCUAAUAAUCCUUUACAGGAACUUAGGCGCCGCGCCUUCUGCAGCCGCGCUUUUAGCCACGGUCAUGGUCAUGAUUUGCAACACCCCUUUGGCCAAUAUGCAAGAGAGUCUUCACUCAAAGAUAAUGGAGGCGAAGGACUCGAGAAUCAAGGUGACUUCAGAGACUCUAAAGAGCAUGAGGGUCUUGAAGCUCCACUCAUGGGAACCGACUUUCUUGAAGCGAAUCUUCGAGCUUAGGGAGACCGAGAGGAGUUGGCUUAAGAGGUACCUCUACACUUGCUCAGCUGUGGCUUUUCUAUUUUGGGCUUCACCAACUCUUGUUUCAGUUGUUACUUUUGGUGUUUGUAUUGUGUUGAACACUCCAUUAACGACUGGCACAGUCCUCUCAGCUUUGGCCACGUUUAGAAUUCUGCAAGAGCCCAUUUAUAAUCUUCCUGAGCUCAUUUCCAUGAUUGCUCAAACCAAGGUUUCGUUGCACCGAGUCCAUGAGUUUAUCAAAGAAGAGAGGAAGAAACUUGUGCCUGAUCAUGUUUCAAAGGCAUCAGAUGUUGCAAUAGAAGUUGAGAAAGCUGAACAUACUUGGGAGACAAGUGACGAGAAUUUGAAGAGACCAACCAUUAAAAUCACAGAGAAGUUGAAGAUAAUGAAAGGGUUCAAGGUUGCAGUUUGCGGCUCCGUUGGGUCGGGGAAGUCGAGCCUGCUGUGUGGCAUGAUUGAUGAGAUUCCUAGGAUUUCUGGGAUGGAAAUGAAAAUUGAUGGCUCAAAAGCUUAUGUUCCACAGAGUGCUUGGAUUCAAACUGGCACCAUAAGGGAGAAUGUGUUGUUUGGCAAGAAGAUGGAUAAGGACUAUUAUGAGCGGGUUUUGGAAGCUUGUGCUCUUGACAAGGACAUCAAAAUGUGGGGAGGAGGAGAUCUGACUGUGGUGGGAGAGAGAGGGAUGAACUUGAGUGGAGGACAAAAGCAGAGAAUUCAAUUAGCAAGAGCUGCCUAUAGUGAUUCUGAUGUUUACUUCUUGGAUGAUCCUUUCAGUGCGGUUGAUGCACAUACUGGAAGCCACUUGUUCAAGAAAUGUCUCUUGCAACUGUUGUCACAGAAGACUGUAGUUUAUGCUACCCAUCAGUUGGAAUUUUUAGAAGCAGCAGAUCUUGUCUUGGUAAUGAAAGAUGGUCGGAUUGCUCAGUCAGGAAGAUACCAAGAUCUUACGGCAGACCUUAGUGGUGAACUUAUCAGUCAAAUGGCCGCCCACAGAAAGUCACUAACCCAUUGCAACACAAGCCAAGAAGACGAUUCCUUCGCCAGUGUUCCAUGUAGAAAGAACCAAAUAGAAGAAGUGGAUGACUGUUUUAUAGAGCCCUUAGCAAAUAGCAAGCUUAUGGAGAAAUCCCAAGAAGAAGAAGCAGAAACCGGUCGAGUGAAAUGGAGUGUUUACUCAACCUUUGUCACUUCUGCUUAUGGAGGAGCUCUUGUUCCUGUUAUCCUUCUUUGUCAAGUCCUCUUUCAGGGACUACAAAUGGGCAGCAAUUACUGGAUUGCUUGGGCUACAGAAAAGGAAGGCAGAGUCACAAACCGGCAGUUGAUAGGGAUUUUUAUAUUAUUAUCAGGUGGGAGCUCAAUUUUCAUAUUGGGUAGAGCAGUUUUGCUAGCAACCAUAGCAAUCGAGACGGCUCAGCGUCUGUUCCAUGGAAUGAUCACAUCGAUUUUCCGCGCCCCCAUUUCGUUUUUUGAUUCCACGCCUUCAAGUCAAAUUCUCAACAGGUCUUCUACAGAUCAAGGCACACUAGAUACAGAUAUACCGUACAGAUUAGCUGGAUUGGCCUUUGCACUUAUCCAGCUAUUGAGCAUAAUCAUCCUCAUGUCCCAGGUUGCCUGGCAAAUCUUCCUUCUUUUCCUGGUUGUGCUUGGAAUCUCCAUAUGGUAUCAGGCAUAUUACAUCACCACUGCCAGGGAACUAGCCAGGAUGGUUGGAAUUCGAAAGUCUCCAGUCUUACAUCACUUUUCAGAGUCGAUUGCAGGAGCAGCAACUAUACGUUGUUUUAAACAGGAAGACCGCUUCUUGAUGAAGGCUUUGAGCCUCAUAGAUGACUAUUCUCGUGUGGCAUUUCACAAUUCUGCCACCAUGGAAUGGCUCUCUGUUCGGAUAAAUUUUCUCUUCAACCUUGUUUUCUUCCUUGUGCUCAUCAUUCUUGUCACCUUGCCUAAGUCAGCCAUUGACCCAAGUUUGGCAGGAUUAGCAGCAACCUAUGGUUUGAACCUGAAUGUUUUACAGGCAUGGGUGAUAUGGAACUUAUGCAAUGUUGAAAACAAGAUGAUAUCAGUGGAGAGAAUUCUUCAGUUCACUAACGUACCAAGUGAGGCACCACUAGUUAUCGAAGAUUCUAGGCCUAAGCCUGAGUGGCCAACGGAUGGAAGAAUUGAACUUGACAGCCUUCAUGUCCGGUACAAUCCUUCUUUGCCAAUGGUUCUGAAUGGAAUUACAUGUACCUUCCCUGCAAGUAAGAAGAUCGGAAUUGUGGGCCGGACGGGAAGUGGAAAAUCCACUUUGAUCCAAGCUCUAUUCAGAGUUGUGGAGCCCUCAGGAGGAAGGAUUCUGAUUGAUGGAGUUGAUAUUAGUAAAAUGGGGCUGCAGGAUUUGAGGUCAAGACUAGGCAUCAUUCCACAAGACCCAACUUUGUUUCAAGGAACCAUGAGGACUAAUUUGGACCCUUUGCAAGAGCACUCAGAUCAAGAAAUCUGGGAGGUUUUAAACAAGUGUCGGCUGGCAGAUAUAGUGCGGCAGGAUCAAAGGCUUCUUGAUGCACCUGUUGCUGAAAAUGGGGAAAACUGGAGUGUGGGGCAAAGGCAGCUUGUUUGCCUGGCCAGGGUGCUCCUGAAGAGGAGAAGAAUUCUUGUAUUGGAUGAGGCAACGGCUUCUAUUGACACUGCAACAGAUAAUGUGAUUCAGGAGACGAUAAGGGAAGAAACUAGUGGAUGCACAGUCAUCACUGUGGCCCAUAGAAUUCCCACUGUCAUUGACAAUGACUUGGUCCUGGUCUUGGAUGACGGCAAGGUUGUAGAGUAUGACUCCCCGCCUCGGUUGCUCAAGGAUAAUUCUUCGUCAUUCUCGAAGUUGGUCGCAGAGUUCUUGCGGAGAUCAUCCAAGAAACUGCCAUGAUGAUUUAUCUUGAGUCUAUCAAUAGAGACCAGGCAUGAAACUGACUUGCAAUUUUGUACAUGGCACUAGUACUACUGACAAUUGACAAAAAGAGCUCUCCAACACCAUGACAUCAUACAUUUUAACUUACAACUCCUGUUUGAAACUUUAGAUUAGGAAUGACUGCACCAAGAUAUACAAUUAGCUGUUACAGCUUAAUUAGUUUUGUCAGUAAUGAGAAUAAUAUUUGGAAUCAUAAUAGCAAUCAACUUUUCCAAUGAGUUUUACCAAUAA
Messenger RNA from Morus notabilis, 4828 nucleotides. Its product is annotated as putative ABC transporter C family member 15. Bases 206 to 4555 code for a protein of 1449 amino acids. The transcript has 10 exons. Gene Ontology annotation, molecular function: ATP binding; ATP hydrolysis activity; ABC-type transporter activity. The record is from RefSeq and is a predicted model, not a curated record. Gene Ontology annotation, biological process: transmembrane transport. NCBI's taxonomy places the organism in Eukaryota, Viridiplantae, Streptophyta, Magnoliopsida, Rosales, Moraceae. Gene Ontology annotation, cellular component: plant-type vacuole; vacuolar membrane.